AGAAAAUUUCGUCGAAUGUGAUGACGUGUAAGCGAAUAAGAUGGCAGCUAUCUUAUCAGCUGACUAUCGUCGUUAAUGUCGAAACGUUGUGCAAUGUUGCUCCUGCUUUUCCUAUAUAAACUGGAACUUGCAUAACAGUUGCCACACUCGUAGUAUCAUCGAAUGUUGACAAACGACGGUCUUACUUCCAAUUGCAUUUCUACUAUGAACCAACAGAAAUGUAGAUUUUAUAGUAACGGAUUCUGCCGAUAUUCUGAUAAAUGCAAAUAUUCUCAUGAUUUUGAAGUUCAAACUGAAAAUAUCAGUUUAAAUAAUGUGAAUAAUUCGUAUUGGAGAAGAAGGGGUAGAGUGCAAAACUUCCAAAGGAAGCCUCCAAGAUUUCAAAGAGUUAAAGGAGAAAAUGAAAAACCCGAAGAAAGAAAAUAUGAAAACUUCCAGGAAGUAUCAGAGUGUUUGCAGGAUUCCAGAGCCAGUGUAGACCGAAUGAAACCGGUUACGGUAAGACACUCGGCCAGAUAUUUUUACAAGAGAUUACCUAGGUGGCGAAAUAUGAGAGGACGAUUUCAUCGGAGACCCUUAGAGAGACAAGAUGUUUCGGAAAAUGAUUAUAUUUCUGUCGACGAGAAAAGCGACGAUGUAGAAAAAGCGGAAGAGGCUAAAGCAAAAGACGAGAACGAAAGUAAUUUGGAAAAGUUGCGUGAGACAGAAAUCAAACAAUUUCAAAAACGGUUUCCGAAGUAUGGUGAAGUUUCCAAAGAUAUUUUCCGAUUUGAAUAUUUCCCGACCGAUCCGGAUUGGCCGUUCGAGGUGAAAUCCGUAAAUCUACAAGUUGAAUUUCCUAAAGAAUAUCCCGAUGUACCUUUUCUGAUCACGGUGGUUGACGAAGAUGAAAUUUUACCGGAUAUGUUAAUCAGACAUAUUAACAGAACCGUUCGUAAUUGGAUAUUGGAUAAGUGGGAGAAAAAUAAUGAUAGAGUCUGUUUGGCUUUCCGUCCAUUUUUACGAUGGUUUGAUAAAAAUUUAGAAGAAUUAUUUAUUUGCGGUUUGAGAUGGACUAAACAAGAUAUUGAGACAAAGGCAGCAGGAAUUGAAUUUGUACCAUAUGAAAUGCUGUGUAAUUCAAAACUGGAGUCUGCAUCGAGUGAAAGUGAUUCCAACAAUGAUGAUGAUGUUUCUUGUAAAGAUAGUUAUGAAAUGGAACAGAACGUUGAAAAAUCUGAAGAUAUUACAGAUGAAAACAAAGAUAUAAUUAAUACAACUAGACAACUUUCAAUUAAUGAUUCUCCAAGACCAAACAAAAAUAAUUAUUCUGGUUUGAAAACAGAAAUAAAAUUUAAAGAUCUCCAUUUUGCAGAUCAUGCAGCAACAUUGACCUGUCAAAAGCUACAAAUAGUAAUACUGUGUAAUCGAUGUAAAUCACGCCAUGAUUUAACCAUGUUGGGACAUAGACUGAAUUUGGCAACUUGUACUAAAUGCCAACAAACACAGGAGUUAAUAUUCCAGCCAUCGCUUCUUCAUCCAAAUUCAUCCAUUCUUGGAUAUGUUCAUAUACAACACUGCCAAAUAAUUGACCUUCCUUUGGUAGCUUGUGAAUUUUCCAUUUCCUGUUUAAAUUGCUCAAGGCAGAACACAUUAACUGGCAUACAUUAUAAUCAGCAAAGAACUACUUGGUGCUUGUAUUGCAAUUCUAAAAUGAAUGUUACUAUACAGGGAGUAAGAUUUCUUCAAUUACAAACGCAGGAAAUUGUAGAGAAACUUCAAGCCCAUUCUGUAAAGUUAAAUAGCAAAUUUAUAAAGAAUCAAAUUCUUCCUGUACAGAUAGGAAAACCUUUACCUGAUAAUGGUACUUGUAAACAUUAUAAGAAGAGUUUCCGUUGGUUAAGAUUUCCGUGCUGUGGAAAAGCCUAUCCGUGUGAUGUUUGCCAUGAUGAGAAAGAAAUCGAUCAUGAAAUGAAGCUUGCUACCAGAAUGAUCUGUGGAUUCUGUGCACGAGAACAACCGUAUACAAAUAAAGAAUGCAUUGGCUGUAAUUCUUAUGUGACCAAAAAAAGUAGCAUUCACUGGGAAGGAGGAAAAGGAUGCCGUGAUAAGAUUAGAAUGAGUAGAAGUGAUAAGCACAAGUAUGCUGGAACAAAUAAAACUAAAAGUGUGAAAAAGGUAAGUGCUAAUAUUAGCACUUAGAUUGAAUUUGGCCAGUAAUUUGACCAUAAGAUAUAUUUUUAUACAUAUUUUCAAAGCUUUAAAAAUUUUGAAUGAAAUAUCAUGGAUAAUGGGUAGUGAAUAGAAAAGAAAGAAAUAAAACUGGAAAUUAAAUUUUUAUGGAAAAACCUUGAUAUCUAUCUCACUGAAAGUUCAUAUAAGCAGCUAAAUCAUUUUCACUUUACAAUAUUUAUAUUACUGUUCUUGAAAGUGAUUUACCACAGAGAAAAAGAUUUAUUGAAGAAUUAGUUAAAAAUGCACUUCAGACAUCAAAGUAGAUUUGAAUCAAAUUCAUAUCUUAUAAAAGAAAUAUAAAAUUGUAACAGAAAAGAAUAAUCAAAAUAAAUUUGC
Molecule: messenger RNA, 2550 nt
Organism: Centruroides sculpturatus (bark scorpion)
Lineage: Eukaryota; Metazoa; Arthropoda; Arachnida; Scorpiones; Buthidae
Gene: Rchy1
Exons: 1
Coding region: 163-2181 (672 amino acids)
Molecular function (GO): zinc ion binding
Source: RefSeq, a predicted model, not a curated record